UAGCGAUUAGUCCUUUUUGCCCUUGUCAGUGUUUACCAAGGUGACGUGUAGUUGUGUGGUGCGCGCGCCACCCACCCCAUAACACCACUAUAAAUUAAAGAGGCAGGCAACCAUCAACCAGUUGUCUGGUCUUCUGCAGCAAUGGAGUGUCGCGCCUUUAUCAUCCUGGUGAUCGUGCCUGUGUUGGCCGCCGUUGCCAGCGCUGGCCGCAUUCGUCCUGGCCAGGAUGGUCAUGGAAUCCGUAUUGACGGCCCAAGUGGAGGCUUUGGUGGUGGAGGAAUCCAGGACGUCCAUUCUCGUCCUGGUGCUAAUGGUGGAGGAAUCCAGGACGUCCAUUCCCAUCCUGGUGCUAAUGGUGGAGGAAUUCAGGACGUCCAUUCCCGUCCUGGUGCUAAUGGUGGAGGAAUCCAGAUUGACGGUCCCAGUGGAGGAUUUAAUGGUGGAGGAAUCCAGAAAUUACCAUCUCGUCCAGGAGCUGGUGGUCAUGGAAUCCAAAUUGACGGUCCCAGUGGAGGAUUCAAUGGUGGAGGAAUCCAGCAUCAAGGCUAAUAUGACAACAGUGAUGACAAAGGUUGAGGUAGAGGUGAGGCGGGGACUGAUGCCCUAAACCGUCCGUGGCUGUGAAGUCGACGUCAGUCACUGUGAUGACAUCAACAGUGUCGUCACGUCAGUGAGUCACCAUGAUGACUCCAGUAACGUUCAUCAGCAUCAAUAAGUCACCAAAAUUUCAUGACUAAAACUUAGAUCUGUCCCUCAGUUAACAUUGUCCGCCGGGAAUUAUAAUUCCUUCUACUGAAUUUUUCAUUUAAAUUCUUUCUAGUUUAUGUAAACCAAAAUUUUCACAGGUUAAGUUUUUCUUAAAUUAUUAAAGUUUGAAAUAAUA
This is a messenger RNA of Cherax quadricarinatus, 883 nucleotides long. RefSeq lists its product as uncharacterized. The record is from RefSeq and is a predicted model, not a curated record. NCBI's taxonomy places the organism in Eukaryota, Metazoa, Arthropoda, Malacostraca, Decapoda, Parastacidae.